AGGCACAGAAAAUGGGUAAUAACUGAGACGACCUCACAGCAGGAAGGUGAGAUCAGAUUGGCAAUGCAUCAGUGAGUGGCAUGAUUGAAGACAAGGUAAAAAGCAGGCUACAGGAAAAGGUGUGAACUUCAUAUUUUCUCCCUGAAACUAGGUUACAGCUGAAGAGAUCAAGAUGGUCCCAAAUUACUCUACCGAAGAAACCGUUAAAAGAAUCCACGUCGACUGUCCCGUUUCAGGAAGGCACAGUUACAUCUACAUUAUGGUUCCAACCGUUUACAGCAUCAUCUUUAUCAUAGGCAUAUUUGGGAACAGCCUGGUCGUUAUUGUCAUUUACUGCUACAUGAAAUUAAAAACAGUAGCCAGCAUCUUUCUUCUAAACCUGGCGCUGGCUGACUUGUGUUUUUUAAUAACUCUGCCACUCUGGGCAGCCUACACGGCCAUGGAGUACCAGUGGCCUUUCGGCAACUGUUUAUGUAAGUUAGCAUCAGCGGGGAUAAGUUUCAACCUGUAUGCCAGUGUGUUCCUCCUCACAUGCCUUAGCAUUGACCGGUACCUGGCCAUAGUACAUCCAGUGAAGUCCCGAAUUCGACGUACCGUGUUUGUUGCCAGAAUAACUUGCAUUGCCAUCUGGCUUCUCGCUGGUGUGGCCAGUUUGCCCGUCAUCAUUCACCGUAAUAUAUUCUUUGCUGAGAACUUGAACAUGACCGUCUGCGGUUUUCGGUAUGACAACAAUAACACAACGCUCCGGGUCGGGUUGGGUUUAUCCAAAAAUUUGCUGGGCUUUUUAAUUCCUUUUCUGAUCAUAUUAACAAGCUACACCUUAAUUUGGAAGACCCUGAAGGAGGCGUAUCAAAUUCAAAAAAAUAAGACUAGAAAUGAUGAUAUUUUUAAGAUGAUUGUGGCAAUAGUAUUUUUCUUCUUCUUUUCCUGGAUUCCUCAUCAAGUGUUCACUUUUCUGGAUGUAUUAAUUCAGUUACAUGUAAUAACAGACUGCAAAAUCACUGAUAUUGUGGAUACGGCUAUGCCCUUCACCAUUUGCAUCGCUUACUUUAACAACUGUUUGAAUCCUUUUUUUUAUGUUUUUUUUGGAAAAAACUUUAAAAAAUACUUCCUUCAGCUAAUAAAAUACAUUCCACCAAAUGUUAGCGCACAUCCAAGCCUAACAACAAAAAUGAGCUCCCUCUCAUAUCGGCCACCAGAAAAUAUACGCCUGCCCACUAAAAAGACUGCUGGGUAUUUCGACACUGAGUGAUGCGUUUUGCAAUAUACUUUUUUUGAACAACCUUGUGAACGAAGCAGCAAGAAUGACAAAAUUCAUCUGCAGUCCUGAACAUCACAGCUUACUGCUCAUUACAGAAACAUUAGAUCACCUCAGAGAAAUCAUACUGUAAAGAUAUAGCAGUGGCCUUUUAUUUUAUAUUGUGAAGAGGACUGCUUGGUUUUCAUUUUGUUUCUUUGCUGAAAGCAACAUAAAUGGUGGACAGGCAUGUCAGAGUUUCUGUCAGCAUCCUGCCGUUUACUCAGAACUACAAAAGA
Molecule: messenger RNA, 1536 nt
Organism: Fulmarus glacialis (Northern fulmar)
Lineage: Eukaryota; Metazoa; Chordata; Aves; Procellariiformes; Procellariidae
Gene: AGTR1
Product: angiotensin II receptor, type 1
Exons: 2
Coding region: 173-1252 (359 amino acids)
Biological process (GO): regulation of vasoconstriction; G protein-coupled receptor signaling pathway; immune response
Cellular component (GO): membrane
Molecular function (GO): angiotensin type II receptor activity
Source: RefSeq, a predicted model, not a curated record